Messenger RNA from Raphanus sativus (radish), 1895 nucleotides. RefSeq lists its product as uncharacterized. The transcript is spliced from 9 exons. Lineage: Eukaryota; Viridiplantae; Streptophyta; Magnoliopsida; Brassicales; Brassicaceae. The record is from RefSeq and is a predicted model, not a curated record. The coding region runs from base 377 to 1837 and encodes 486 amino acids.
AAAAAACAUAAGAUAAGAGACUAGGAAUUAAUGAAAGGCCCUUAAAAAAAUGAAAUUAUUACUAAAUCUUUGAUUAUUUAAUAAUAAUAAUACUUUGGGAUACUCUCGUCUGAACUCCCGGGCAAAAAAUGUCGGUGCUCGCUUAUUUUUUUCCCGGAAAGAUAUGAUAUUUUUCUUUUUUAAUACUUGUAAUGUUUUUUUUGUGGAGUCACAUAAGCAGCAAAUAGUACUAAACUACAAGGUAAAAAGGAUGGAGCUUUUCGAGAAAUGCUCUAAAAACGUCUCAAAGGAAGAGAUACUGAUGGGAUGGGAUGGGAUGGGAUCGUCUUAAUUUUUGUGAUGCAAUUUCUUCUACAGAAAGACAAGAGAAAAGAAAAUGAUGGGUCUGAAGAAGAGUUGCUCUUCUCCUGAUUGUUCUUCAUCUUCUCCAAGCAGGAACUCGGAGAAGCAGAGUGUGAUUGUUGCAUCACCUUCAAGAUUCUCUUGCUACAGUGAACCGUCUGUAUCUAUUGAGAAGAGAUUACUAACUCAUAAGGAUUCUCACUGCAACGUAAUGCCAAAGUCUUCAGAAGAUUUGAGGAAGGAGAUUGCUUCGCUUGAGUUUGAGAUUCUGCGUACGGAACAGUACCUUCUCUCUCUUUACAGGACAGCUUUUGAUGAACAACAAGUUACUUCUUCUUCUUACUCUCCUCACACUGAAACAAGCUUAGUCUCCAAUCAGUUUUGUCCCAAAUCCGACCAAUCUGACCUCACCCGUGUCCUCAGCUACCAUUACCAACCUUCUCCCCUCUCUGACCGUUCCUCUUCCUGUCCUAGGAGUUUCCAAGCCAGCUUAAAAGCCUUUUCUGCAAGAGAGAAGACAAGAUAUGUUUCUGGUAAUAAUCACACUACUCUUGGAGAUCUUCUAGGCUCGUCUCACAUCGCAAAUGAGAUUGUGAACCCGAGCAGGCUCUCUGAAGAAAUCUUGAGAUGCAUAUCUUCUGUGUAUGUUACACUCUCCAGUUCUUCUUGUCUUCGCCCUUCUCCUUCACCUUCUUAUGUCUCUUGGAACCCAUGCCUUGGGGAAAGCAAAGAAGCAAGUGUUCCACGUGGCGUUGUGAUAGAGUCUCUGAAACUUCAGCUGGAUGAUACUAGUUUCAACCACGCAGCUCUUAUGCUCCAAAACUUCAGAUCGCUAGUUCAGAAGCUUGAGAAGGUUGAUCCGAGCAGGUUGAAACGAGAAGAGAAGCUCGCCUUUUGGAUUAACGUUCACAAUGCCCUCACAAUGCAUGCCUAUUUAGCAUAUGGAACUAACAACCGCGCAAGAAACAACUCUGUUCUAAAGGCAGCUUAUGACGUUGGAGGCUACCGCGUAAACCCUCACAUGAUCCAAAGCUCAAUCUUAGGCCUUCGCCCGCAUUUCUCACCACCUUUGCUGCAGACACUCUUUUCGCCAUCAAGAAAGUCGAAAACUUGCACUGUCAAACACACUUACGCCUUGGACUACCCCGAGGCGUUGGCUCAUUUCGCUCUUUCUUCAGGAGCUUCCACAGAUCCUCCUGUUCGGGUUUACAAAGCGGAUUGCGUGUUCAGGGACCUAAGAAGAGCCAAAGAGGAGUUUAUAAGAAACAACGUUCGCAUACAUGAUGAGACAAAGAUAGUGUUGCCUAAGUUAGUUCAUUACUAUGCUAAAGAUAUGUCGUUGGACGCAUCUGCGCUCGUGGAGACAACGGUGAAGUGUUUACCAGACUCCAUGAAGAGAGUUUCUCAGAGACUGUUGAAGAAGAAAAAUAGCAAAAACAUUGAAUUCUCACCGGAAAACUUGAGUUUCCGUUAUGUAAUCAUAUCAAGGCAUUGAUCAUGUAACGAAAAUGUACAUUAAAAAAACGUCACGUAGUUUUGUUUUAUUUCACAAA